Messenger RNA from Aplysia californica (California sea hare), 1748 nucleotides. RefSeq lists its product as uncharacterized. The coding region runs from base 426 to 1667 and encodes 413 amino acids. Lineage: Eukaryota; Metazoa; Mollusca; Gastropoda; Aplysiida; Aplysiidae. The transcript is spliced from 6 exons. The record is from RefSeq and is a predicted model, not a curated record.
GUUAUAAUGCCGUCUAUUGCCGUGUGGCUGUCUGUUGUUCAGUAAGUGGGCGCAGAAACAGCCGCAGUACUUGGCUGUGCUGGUUUUAUGCUAUUUUUUUCAUGGAGAAUGAAAGAAAAAUUGUGUUCUGUUCCAUUGCUUUCUGUGUGUAGACACUCUUUAUUACCCCAACCAGUGUGUCCGCGUGGAAAGGGGAGGAGGGGUGGAUUGGUGUGUCCAGCAUUAAAGCCGUCACACUUCAGUCGAUUCGUGAAGUGUACAGUGGACAGGGUCUGCUACUGGUACGGUAUAUUAUUAGAUUACGGAUACGGGCCUGGCUGAAAAAUUUGCCUCUCCACAACGGAAAGGCUUUCCAGUGUUGUGUUUCAGUACAUUGACUUUUGGAAAGUGUGCAUGCUUCAAGAUAUUAGUCUACUGAUAACAUCAUGAGGGCAACAACAAAGACUAAUUUAGCAUUACUCUGUCUGGCGUGUGCCUCUUUAUUUGGUAUGGGAUAUGUGUCACGAUACCGUGCCAGUACUAAUGUUGAUCUCAGUGGAAUACAAAAGAUACAGCAGGCAACCAUUAGCCCCCCGCUUGUCACUGUUUUCAAGAAGGAAAAUCCGAGAUGUGUGGAUUUACUGAGUGCGGUACAAAAUGGGUACUGGGUGUCAAGAACACCGCCAAAAAGAGAACUUAUAGAAAUACAAUCGUUUCUCGACGACGUCAGAAUUGGAUAUUUCAAACUCCCUCCCACACUUCAGCGAGACGAUGGACAUUGUGGUAAUGUUAAUUUUAAAGGUAGAAUGUUUCGAGCCCUGUGCAAUCCUGAUGGGCCUACACCGUGUUGCUUCGAGUUCCAGUGUGCAAGUAAAUCUGUAGACCAAUGUCGCUGCAGCACCUGUUUUGAUCUGAGAAGGGAAAUGCACGCAGACUUUGGGUCUUACGUCUUAAAAGAUCCAGCAUGCAAGAUGACCACCUUCAAAUCAAAGGCAGAUCUAUGCUCGAUGCUGGAGAAUGUGUCAAUCAGCUUCAUUGGAGAUUCGUUUGUUCGACAAAUUUACAUCUCGGUCUUGGCAAUGUUGCGACAUGGAAAGAUCGGCAAUGUCGUAAAGAACAACACAUCCAUGAGUGAACGAGAGCGAUGCCGAGAGCAGAGAAUCUAUAUAGCUGGCUGUCGACACCUAGUGGACAGGGAGGUCACGGAGUGUGACCAAACGGUGAAACUGAAUGAUUACAACUAUUUCAAAACACAAAAAGCAAACCUGAUAAUGGAAGUUGUGAAAGGGCUUGUUGGAAAACGGCACUCCAUUCUUUACAUCGGCCUUGGAAUUCAUGACGGACUGAAUUCCACUACUGUACAUGAAAAAGUCGUGAAGCCGAUGAUGAGGAUUGUUGGAAAGAACCAAUGGCCUAAGAUUGUCUGGUCCACCCCUCACGUCCCGGGUCUACUGAAGUCGCCCUUUCACAAAAAUCAAGACAGAAGUGCUGUCCUCGCUUUCAUUAAAGAUAUGAAGAGAAUUUUGAAAGGUUACAACAUCCCUGUCAUGGACACAUAUCAUUUGACCAAUGGCGUAGUAAGCUAUGAUGGUUUGCACUAUGCGAAGGGGAUCAACGAUAUCAAGGCACAAAUAUUACUGAAUCUUGUUCAAAGGCUAAGAAACAACGGUUGGUCAACGCUUCAUUGAACCAGCGAUUUCUGUUAACAUGAGAGAGAGAAAGGGAGGGGGUACUGGGUGUGUGGGUAUGAUGUGUGUGAGUGUAUGUGU